Molecule: messenger RNA, 6289 nt
Organism: Camarhynchus parvulus
Lineage: Eukaryota; Metazoa; Chordata; Aves; Passeriformes; Thraupidae
Gene: PRDM5
Product: PR/SET domain 5
Exons: 17
Coding region: 135-2123 (662 amino acids)
Biological process (GO): regulation of transcription by RNA polymerase II
Molecular function (GO): RNA polymerase II cis-regulatory region sequence-specific DNA binding; protein binding; DNA-binding transcription factor activity
Source: RefSeq, a predicted model, not a curated record
CCCGCAUCCAGCCCCUCUUCCUGCCCCCCUCCCCCGGACUCCCGCUCGCCGCUCCCGGUGGGAUGGAAGUCCCCCCGUGAAAGCCUCUUCCUUCUCCCCGGUAGCAGGCGGCGGGCCCCGAGUUCGGUGCAAAAAUGCUGGGCAUGUACGUGCCGGAUAGGUUCGCCCUGAAGUCGUCCCGGGUGCAGGACGGGAUGGGGCUCUACACGGCCCGCAGAGUGAAGAAGGGUGAAAAGUUUGGCCCCUUUGCAGGGGAGAAGCGAAUGCCGCAGGAACUGGAUGAGGACACAGACUGCAGGCUCAUGUGGGAAGUUCGUGGGAGCAAAGGCGAGGUCCUUUAUGUCCUGGAUGCCAGCAACCCACGCCAUUCAAACUGGCUGCGCUUUGUCCAUGAGGCUCCAUCCCAGGAACAGAAGAACCUGGCAGCCAUCCAGGAGGGAGAAAAUAUUUUCUAUCUGGCUGUGGAAGAUAUUGAAACAGACACAGAACUUCUGAUUGGGUACUUGGACAGUGACAUGGAAGAAGAGGAGGAGGAGGAGGAAGAAGUAACUGUUAUCCAGGAAGAUGAAGACAGUGGCAGCAUUAAAGAAGUUCAGCCAGCUGGUGAAAAAAUUGCAGAUCCCCUCACCUGUAAACAGGACCAUGCAUGCCCAAAUUGUGAAUCCAGUUUUGCCAGCCAGGAGAUCCUAGCUGAGCAUCUGCAGACUUUGCACCAAAAACCCAGCGAGGAAAAGGAAUUUAAGUGCCGAAAUUGUGGAAAGAAAUUCCCUGUUAAGCAAGCUCUACAAAGACAUGUCCUUCAGUGCACAGAGAAUAUCAGCCCAGGAGACUCCUCAAGAAGUUUCCAGUGCUCUGUUUGCAAUACUGCCUUCAGCUCGGAAUCGAGUUAUGAGCAGCACAAGGAGGCAUGCAGAGGGGAUGCCAGGUUCAUAUGCAAGGCAGAUAGCUGUGGGAAGAGGUUCAAGAGCAAGGAUGCCCUGAAAAAACACAAAGAAAAUGUUCACAGUGGAAAUUCUAGGAAGAAGCUGACGUGUUCAGUGUGCAAUAAGAAAUGUUCCUCAGCAGCAAAUCUCCAGGAGCAUCGAAAGGUCCAUGAGAUCUUUGAGUGUCAAGAAUGUGACAAGAAAUUCAUUUCGGCGAACCAGCUGAAGCGCCACAUGAUAACUCAUUCAGAAAAACGCCCCUACACCUGCGAGGUUUGCAAUAAGUCCUUCAAACGACUUGAUCAAGUGACUGCACACAAAAUAAUACACAGUGAAGAUAAACCUUAUAAAUGCAAGCUUUGUGGAAAGGGAUUUGCCCACAGAAAUGUUUACAAGAAUCACAAGAAGGUACAGCACAGGCAGCAGCACUGCGAGCUUCCCCACAGUGUCUCGUCCAUAUGUCCCAAGCCUGUUCUGGAGGAAUCCCCUGUUGAGACCCAUUCUGAAGAGAGACCGUUCCAGUGUGAGGAAUGCAAAGCCUUGUUCCGAACCCCCUUCUCUCUACAAAGACAUCUGUUAAUCCAUAACAGUGAGAGGACCUUCAAGUGUGAUCAUUGUGAUGCCACUUUCAAAAGAAAGGACACAUUAAAUGUUCAUAUUCAAGUUGUACACGAUGGUCAUAAGAAAUACAAGUGUGACCUGUGUGACAAAGCUUUUGUGACACCCUCAGUCCUGAAGAGCCAUAAGAAAACUCACACAGGAGAAAAAGAGAAGAUUUGCCCAUAUUGUGGACAGAAGUUUGCAAGCAAUGGAACACUGAGAGUUCACAUUCGAAGCCACACAGGUGAGCGUCCUUACCAGUGUCCCUACUGUGACAAAGCUUUCAGCAAGAACGAUGGCUUGAAGAUGCACAUUCGCACCCACACCAGGGAAAAGCCGUACCAGUGCUCCGAGUGUAACAAGGCUUUCAGUCAGAAGCGAGGCCUGGACGAGCACAUGAGGACCCACACCGGGGAGAAGCCCUUCCAGUGUGAUGUUUGUGACCUGUCCUUCAGCCUGAAGAAGAUGCUGAUCCGACACAAGCUGACUCACAACCCCAACCGCCCCAUGGCAGAGUGCCAGCUGUGCCACAAGAAGUUUACAAGGAAUGACUACCUCAAAGUGCACAUGGAAAAUGUCCAUGGAGAAACUGACAGCUAAAUACAGCUUCAGUGAGAAGGGUGGAUCCAAAGUGGUGCAUUUGUAUGUGCAUGAAUUUCAGACUUCCCACCUGGCCAGCAAGCACAGUCAGGGGAAACAACUGUAUUGCCUUCACAUGUUUUUUUUCCCAAUUUUGUUGUAAAUAUGUUUGUCUUACAGGGUUUUUUUCCUACUUUCUAAUGUAAAACAGCUUGAAAAUUUAAAAAAAUGAAGAUACAAGAACUUUGGAAAAAUUUUAUCCUCAUUUAAACAAAGAAGCUUUAAACAAACUUUUCUUUGUUAAUGACAUCCUUAGAAACUUAGAUAUUAGUAGCAGUGCCUGGAAAUCCUGGACACUUGCAACUAAACUCUUGGCUGCCUGCAACUGUAUUUCUGUAUCUAACCUACAACGCUACAUUAAAAUUAUUUAAUUUGAAACCACACAGAAUUUGUCAUUCUAAUUGACUGCUGAUUGUAUCCAGGCUUGAUUUAUUCAUAUCAUAAUUCUGCAUUUUGUUGUAACACAAUUUUGUCUUAUUUUAUUUGCAGCUUUCUCAUUACUGUAUGAAACUCAUUAACUUGAAUUGAUUCUUGAGGUGCCAGAAUGUGUGGGUAGAGAACUGUGGAAAUGUGUCAGCAUUCAGUAUUCCUGCAUGAGACUAGGGAGGAUUUAUUUCAUCUGGUUACACGAAACAAGACUGAAGUGAAAAUUUUGAGCAAUUUAGUUUUAAGUGCUGUAUUCAUACUCAUCACUGUGGCUGGCAAGGCAAGUGGAAAGACAUCUGAACAGGGUGGCUUGAGCAGCUAGAAUUGUUGAGUUUACAUAUGUUUGAUUUCCUGGUGAAUAGCUGGUUCCCACAGUGUUUCUUCCUGCUGAAUCAGAUGCCCUGGAUUUCUUCAUAUCACUUAAAUACUUUUCUCUUUUUUUUCCUUAGUACUGUUCAUGAGCACUGGGAAAAAUACUGCUUUAAAACCAAGUAACAACCAAAUUCUUCAUGUUAUCAGAAUGAGUUGUUUGCUGCAGAAGACUUUUCAAAAGAGUUCCCACAGGCGCUCUUGUACAGCCAGAUAACCAAUAAAUUCUUAUCUACAAGGACAGUAAAACUGUAACUUCAGAGGGUGAUUGCAUGUGGAAUUCCUGAGUUAUCAGCAGUUAAUAUUAAGGCUCUGGCAUUAGCAAACUGUUCAGAUUCAUUUUGGACCUGUCAGUGUUUUGCAAAAUGAACUGGGACAUCUGUAUAGAGUUCCUGCAGAUUUUGGAGAAGUGUAAUUAUGAAUAAUUCUCUCAUUUGUGGCAACCUCCUAUGUGUAAAAGUAUCCUAAGCCUUCAUGCACUAUUUGCUUCCUGAGAGGUAAGAGAAACUUGGAGACUUUGCCAGUUCCAUUCCACAAAUCAUCUGUUCAUAUAAAUUAAAUAUGUUCUAAGUUUCCAAGACAAAUGUAGUUGAAAUAAGCAUUACAAAAUUGAGUAAAGAAUAUUUCAGCAUUUGUAGAGAUUUUGUUACAAUUUAUCAAAACAGUUUAUUUCUAGGUCCAGAAAAUUUUAAUUUACCGGUAGCUGGUAUAAAAAAGAAUAUAAUUUUAAGUGUUAGAUAGCAAAAGCAACCAGUAUCAUAUCCUGAGUUGUGUGAUCAGUUUUUAGCUAUAUGUUCUUAAAUGUCUCCAAGGAGAAUUAGAUUGGUCACUUUUUUGACAUGUCUGGAGUGGGUUACUUUGUUGUUGUUGUUGUUUGCCUUUUUGACAUCAGUGAAAAGAAUUGAGUCAUAGGAAAACCAAGAUUCCAACUGUUUGUUUUCCAGCCUCUUAUAUUUUUCCUUCUAUUUGGUCAAUACAAACUCAGGCAAAAAGAACAAAAGAAGGAAAUUAAAACACUAGAAAAAAAACCCAAAACAACCAGAAGUGAAGGUUGUCUAAGGAAUUCUUGAGGAACAAGUCUGUUAAAAUACAAAGAAGACAAUUCUUUUGUGGAAUAAAAGAGGAUAAUUUAACAUAUUUACGUGUUUUGCGUAGGAUUUUUGCCAGAGAUCUGUACUGCAAAGUUGCUAUGUGUUUAGGGUUAAUAUCUACUUUUGAUGAGAAUAUCUAGUUGUCAAAGUCAGUAAGUAGAGAGGAGAAUAUCCUGUUUUUUAAAUUAUUUCUAGGUGAGCUACAAUACAUAAGGAUUAAUCUUGCUGUAUGUAAUCAGCAACAGCAGUUAAGCAGCUGAAGCUUUGAUCUUGUUAAUGCUGUCAACAGAACAAGGGAUUGACAGGAUCCAUGAGGGAAUUCAGACCUUCCUGGCAAACACAAGAAGCAGGUGCAGGAGGUUGAAGCCCAGCUCCAGGUGAGCGUCUUUUCUAUUCUUGUCCUCCAGGAACUUUCCCUUUGGGCUAAAAUGGCUGCAGACCUGAGCUGCUGCAGAGCCAGCACCUGGCUUGGCAGCUGCAGGUCUUGCCACAGCAAGAGCUGCCCUCUUCUUUCCAUGGGGGUCUGAAUUUCUCCCAGUCAGAGGUAAUAUGUUUCCCAUUACUGGAUUCAUGAACUGUGUAAUUGAUUUUAUAUGCAAGGCAGACUUACCAGUAUGCUACAUAUUUUUAUUUGAUCUGUAGCUUUCGUAAAGAAAAAAAAAAGGAGCAAAUCAUAACAAAGGGAAAGGAAAAAAAAAAGCAAACCAGCAAGCCCUUCUUCUUUGAGUAAAAAUUUUCAUUGGCAGUGUCCCACUUGGUAUUACCUGGAAAAAAUAAAGAGCGUUUCCUUCAUUUGAUUUUGAGAAGUGAUAAAGUGAAACCUGUUGCUGUAAAGGUAAUUGUAAAUUUUUAGUGUUGUGUUUGUAUGUUUGUUCGUUAAUCAUAAUUUGUAAAAUGCUGACUUUUCCUUAGUGAGUGGUGCCUUGCAGAAUAAUAUCAAAAUCUAGAGAUAUUGCUGUAAGUGUGUAGUCACUGCAAUUUUAGAAGGUUGUGACUUUUUUCCCCGUGUUCUGUAAUUUUGUGCAGACACUGUUCUAUUUGUUCCCCUAAUUUUUCAAUUACCAUCGGCCCCUCUUGGAGAGAGCUCCACUUCUGACGUUGGGAACAGCAGCACUCUCACUAGUUCCUUUUGCUUUUCAUUCUAAUUAGCUGUGUGGCCUAAAGGUGAUAUAAAUCAUUAAGAUGAUAAAUAUCUUUGCAUUUUCUAAUGUUAGAUUUCUGCUCUGUCUGUAUGACUCUGAAGGAUUUCAUUCAUUCUUUAAUUUAAACUAUCAAGUCCUAAGUAGAAAUCAGAUAAAGGAGGGGAUAGUCUAAGUUAACCUCUGCUCGGCGUUAUGUGUUGCUUUAGGUUGCAGCAUUUAGUGCUCUGCAUUUGUGUCAGUAAGUACCAGUGCUUUUAUUCUUCCAAGACACCUGACUCUGUGUUUAUUUUAAUUUUCAGUUUGAAAGGUAGCAUAACAGUCCCUCUAAAGCACCACUUUGAGCAGAGGAGCUCAGUGUGCUGCUGUCAGGGUGUGGUCAGGGUACAGUUAAAUGUUUUCAGUUCAGUUACAUACUUACUGCACUGAAGUGUUGGGAUUUUCCUCACAGUGAGAUUUGAAAUCUGCUUAAUUGGGUUUUUUUGGCAAAUAUGAGCUCAGAAGUUGUGUUCUUCAUCAUGAAUUCUGGCAGCUGUAUGUUCUGUGGUAUGUCAAGAAGAUGGGAGAAAUUUAAGUCACAGGUGAAGAGUUGUCACAGAUGAAGUUUUCUUGACCUGGAAAAUUAUUAAUUGAACAUUUCAACCUUGGAUAGCCAGUCUUUUAUUUAAUAGCUAUUGCCUAUUUAGUCCCUUUUAUCUCCUGUCCUCUUCUCUUUGUAAGCUGUUCCUGACUCUGUGCAAUGCUGUGGGCAGGGGCAGACAGUGACCUGGCAGAGCUCAGUGUUUGCAUGGUGUUUGCUGCUCACUUUACUUUCCCUGAGCCCUGUUUGUUAUGCUCAAGUAGCAGCAGUGUCAUGGAGUUUGUUAACAUCAGCUGCCUCUCACCUUACAGCAGCAGAGGGAUCAGAGCUGGCCGUGAUAUCCAAACUGUCGUCACCCUCCAGUGAUGAGGGAAAUGAGGGGGAAACACCUGCCUGUGUCACAAGUGCAAGAGAGACUUGAUGGUCCAUUUGUCUCCAUGGACUCCAGCUGAGGUAGGCAGGAAAUAUUCCUGGAUCUCCAUCACUGUGCUGUACCUGGGCCUGGUACAUCAGAAAAAUAAA